Molecule: messenger RNA, 948 nt
Organism: Rhea pennata
Lineage: Eukaryota; Metazoa; Chordata; Aves; Rheiformes; Rheidae
Gene: MILR1
Product: mast cell immunoglobulin like receptor 1
Exons: 7
Coding region: 1-948 (315 amino acids)
Biological process (GO): cell surface receptor signaling pathway
Cellular component (GO): plasma membrane
Molecular function (GO): transmembrane signaling receptor activity
Source: RefSeq, a predicted model, not a curated record
AUGCUUUUUCUCAGAGUUCUGCUGUUUUCCUACACUCAAGUCUGUCAGCAGAUUCAGAAAUCAGUUGCAGAACGCAGAGAGGUGAUCUCCAACCCCACGCUCAGGCAUGUUCAGGGCACUUUGGAAGUAGUGAUAAAGCAGAAUGUGAGCCUCUCCUGUCACUCAGACUCUGGAUCUCCACCUGUCAAAUACACGUUGUUUAAAGGAAAUCAGAAGGUAGCCACACUAAACAGCACAAGCUUGACCCCAGUUUUGUUUAACGUGACUAUCAACUCUGCCAGUGAUGUGGGUGAAUACAAAUGCAAAGCUGAGUAUAAAAUUCCUGGAGACGGAAAAUACAGCAAAAGUCUCAACUUCACACUUAUAGAGCCAGUUUCCAAACCAGUGUUAAGCUCACCCAGCUCUCAAGCAAUGAAAGGACAGAAUGUGACGCUAUCUUGUCUCUCAGAAAACGGUUCUCUUCCUAUCACAUACAUAUUCUUUAGAGAAAGAAAGAGCAUCUCUCGUCCAAUGAAGAUGCAGAAAAGGGAAGCAGCUAUGUUUUUUCAGUUUAUCAAUUCAUCUAGUGACUUUGGAACUUAUAAAUGCAGAGCUGAAAACAACUUUCCCAACAGCACAAAAUACAGCAACAGUUUCAACUUUACAUUAGCAGAAGAGAGAAGCAAUUCUCAACCAUUGCUCAUUUCUUUGGGGCUGAUCCUGCUGUUGUUAACAAUAGGAUUUGCUCUGGCAAUUCCAUUUUUCAUUAUUCCUUCAUGUAAAGCAAAAAAGUCUGCUAGAUCCUCAGCUGGCCUUAUUUCAACAAUGAAUGCAGAAGAGACAGAAAACUAUGUCAUCUACACAGAGGUCGAGUACAUUAAACCUGAAGAAGAGUAUGCCAACCUUACUGUUAUUAGAAAGGAAGAUGAAAAAGGUAAAAAUCCAGAACUUAUAGUAGUGACUAUGUAG